This is a messenger RNA of Camellia sinensis, 1170 nucleotides long. RefSeq lists its product as uncharacterized. Lineage: Eukaryota; Viridiplantae; Streptophyta; Magnoliopsida; Ericales; Theaceae. The record is from RefSeq and is a predicted model, not a curated record.
AUGGAUUUUAUGGAUGUCGUCUUUGAGGGUACAGCUGGUGGAUUAUUGUGUAUUUGGAAAACUAAUAGGAGUCGAUUAUGGGUUAGUCUGGCACAUUUGAGGGCUAAUUUUGAUAAGCCGUGGUGUCUUGUGGGAGAUUUCAAUGAAAUAAGACCCCUUGGGGAAAGAAGAGGCUGUUCUCGAAAAGAUAAAGGAAUGAGGGACUUUAAUCAGUUUAUUGAAAAUUUGGAACUCACAGAUCCUCCUAUGAUGGGGAGACAAUUUGCUUGGUGCAAUUCCAAUGAUGGUAGAAGGUGGAGUAGGAUUGAUAGGGUACUGAUGUCCUCUAAGUGGGUGGAGAGAUUUAAUUUCAAAUUGUGGGGUUUGGAGCGAUCAUUAUCAGACAAUUACCCUCCGAAGCUUAUGGAGGAUGGCAGGGACUGGGGUCUUAGGCCGUUUAGGUUCAUAAAUGCAUGGUCCUUACAUCCCCAAUUCCAAGAGUUUGUAAAGAAAUCUUGGAAUGAUUCAGAUAUAUCAGGUUGGGCUGGAUAUGUGAUAAUGAAAAAACUCAAAAGUCUGCGGUUCGCCUUUAAAAAGUGGAAUAGUGAUGUCUUUGGGAAUGUUACUAUGGCUUUACAGGUUGUUGUAAAGGAACUACAUGGUAUUGAUUUAGUGGUAGAAUUGAGAAAUCUUAAUGAGGAGGAGAGCAGGAGAAGAAGGGAAGUCAGAAAUGAGGUUUGGUCUCUUAGUAGGAGAGAGGAAUGGCUAUGGCUGCAAAAAUCAAGAAUGAAUUGGCACAUGAAGGGAGAUAAAAAUACAAGAUUUUUCCACGUGGUUGCCACUAGUCGCCAAAAUAGAAAUAUGUUGAACUCUUUUGAAGUGAAUGGGGUGAUCCAUGUAGAGCCACCAAGGCUUGGUUCAGAUCAAGAUUUUACUAGAUUGAUAACACCUUUUUCAGAGGGGGAAAUAUGGAGGGCAGUGAAAGAAAGUGAUGAUUAUAGGCCUAUUAGUCUCAUUGGGCCUCUGUAUAAGAUUUUAUCUAAAGUACUUGCUAAUAGACUCAAGAACAUUUUACCUAGAAUUGUUGGUGAAGCUCAGUCGGCAUUCAUGGGUGGAAAGAAUAUUUUGGAUGGGGUGUUGAUCUCUAAUGAGAUUAUUGAUUGGUGGAAGAAAAGAAAAAGAGGGGGUUGA